Nilaparvata lugens (brown planthopper) is the source of this 1546-nucleotide messenger RNA. RefSeq lists its product as uncharacterized. NCBI's taxonomy places the organism in Eukaryota, Metazoa, Arthropoda, Insecta, Hemiptera, Delphacidae. The record is from RefSeq and is a predicted model, not a curated record.
UUCGCAAGUAAUUAUCCAGCAUCCUUGACAGUCGAACAACAUGUUUACUUUACUAGCUUCCCUCCUCUUCACAGCUUCAGUGAAUGCUAUUGAACACCAUGACCUCAACCCGGUCAGCACCAUAGAUGUAUUCACCCACCAGGACUUUUUCGGCAGUGGGGUCAUACCAGGCGACUUCAGGAAUGCACCAAUCAACCCAUUCCUGGUGAAGAACUACUUCAAGCAUUCGUGUGCGUCGACCGAAGCUUGCUUGAAGGAAGCUCUCAUCGCCCACCCAUCCAUCAUCCUCAUAAAAUCCGAGCUGGAUCCCACAGUUCUGCUGGCCUAUGUGGCGCCCCAAGGCAUCAACUCCAUCUUCGAACAAGGAAUGUUCAAAACUCUGCGAGAUUUCCUGCUCACACCCCACCCAAAGUCCGCAGUUUUCUACUCGCCCAAGAUUUUCUACAACGCGCAUCUUUCGCACACGCCCGUCUGCAAGUUCAUUCUCCCCGACAACUUCAAGAUAUCCGACCUUCAUCUGCUGGCUCACAACAGCGACGAGAUUCCCGUGCUGGCACUCUUCGAAUCGGCCGAUUUUGAGAAAUUCAAUUUCCACAGCGUCAAACAGUUUGCCAAACUGAAUGUGUUCCCUGAUAUAAUUGAGCCCGUUCCUCGUUGUUCAGCUCCACACACCAGCUCCCCUGUAUUUUACUAAGUUUCAAUCCUCUAAUUCUUUUCCAAACAAUUAAUUUAUUCCUACACUCAAUACAGCUCAGGUUUCUUAGUUCCAAUUCGUAGUUUCAAAGAGACUGAUAAAAAUAGUUACUUAACUCUUGAAAUUUCCAAACCUAGGUAGUAUCACAGAUUUAAGCCAUAUAUGUUUAUUUAGUUCAUGGUUGUGUUAAAACAAAAAAGGUUUCUUGAAGCUUCUUGUUCAGCUCCAACAUUUCGAUUAUCGAAUCUAUCAUAUCGAUUCUUGGAAUUUGAAUUGGAUUAGGAGGUAUGUUUCAUAAUUUACAUAUCAAACUAUUUUGUAGAAGAAUCAAGCAAUAAUUUGUCUUCCAUCAAUUCUCAAUUGAUCGAGAAUAAAAUUUCUAAUUGAGGAUUAAAUUCCAAAUAGCAACUUGAAAGUUUUUAAUAUUAUAUUCUGUUGAUAAAUAAUCAUUCUCGUGUUUCAUAAUAAAUUUCAAAUAAAUAAUGUUAUGUAAUAAACUUCAGAAAUACAAUAUAAAUAGCACAAGGCUUUUAUCUUUAGGGCUACUCUUAAUAUAAAUAGAAAUACAAAUCUCCGUACCCUUUUAAAUUAUUUUAUCACGACAUGUUUCGGACAUUGAUGCCAUUUUCAAGUCAAACAUGUUGUGAUUUCAUCAAUUUAAAAUAAUUUUAAUCAUUUAUAUUUAUUUUAAAUAGCACAAGUAUUAUGUUUUGUAUUACUCAUGAGAUAAAACUCAAUCUGAACCUUCGUAAAAUAUAAGUAGACUUCACAUUCAUUACGAAGAUUUACCAGAACGUAAAGAAGAUGUAAAUACAGUUCCAGAGAGAAUAAAAUUAUUUUUUAUUUUUCUAA